This is a messenger RNA of Biomphalaria glabrata, 1455 nucleotides long. RefSeq lists its product as uncharacterized. The record is from RefSeq and is a predicted model, not a curated record. Bases 134 to 1189 code for a protein of 351 amino acids. Lineage: Eukaryota; Metazoa; Mollusca; Gastropoda; Planorbidae. The transcript has 2 exons.
UGAUAAGAUUUCCUCAGGUUAUAGCAUGUUGUCGACUUACGAGGAUGUUAUACAGAUGAUCAAAACAACUAUGUAUUAGUUUGUAAGCGGUUUUGGUUCCGAUGUUGGCUUAUCAGGCAAUCUCGCUAACAUAAUGCAUAUCAUUGUUGUCUUCUGUGCUGUAAUAACUUUGACCUUUGGAGAUUCUAAUUUCUCUUUCUCUGAGGAUGAAAAGAUUUUGGAUAAUAAUGUCGCAAUUAAAACGAGCCCUCCCUACCUGGUUCGGGGCUUGAAUUUCACCGUUGACAUUGAAUGUAAAGUUCGUAAAGUCGACCUGCCGUCCAUGGCAUCAGUGUUUUCAAUGGUCAUAGCGCACUCUCACUUGACUGACCACCCACUGUACUUUUACGUCGCUUCGGUGGACGCCUUAGAAGGUCACUCCCACAACAUCUCGCACGAGGCAGAGGUCAUUUCCGGCUCGAUCGACAACAACGGGGAAUCCAUUCUGCACAUACGCUUUAAAUUCCCAGAGUCCAAUCUCACAGGAAAGUACAUGUGUGAGGUAUUUGGUUUUGAUCACAUAGGGAAACCAGUCACCAAAUACAGCACAGUGGAAGUACUACCAAACGAUAUAGGCCUCUUGUUUGAUCUUAUCAAAGAGUCUCAGUCGAAUAUAACGACAUUACAGGAAUUAGUGAACAAAGCGAACUCUUGUUUGAGCGAAAAGCAAUCUUUCAUUGAAACCCUAACUCACGGACUAGUGAAGAAUGACUUUUAUUCUCCUCUGCUUUUUAAUGAGCAUCACUAUUACAUGAGGAAACCGACAAAUCAUUUCAGCUACUCGGAGGCCCAAACGGUUUGUGAAGAAUUCGGAGGGUAUCUCCUUGAACUAGAUAGCCACCCAGAAUACAGCUUCAUUGUAAAUUACAUUACUACAAUGAACAUUGACGUAUUGAUAUACACAGGCAUGACAGAUGAAGAAAAAGAAGGUGUUUGGGUUAAUAAACACAGCCCCAACAUGACUGCCACUAUUAUCUGGGGUGUUGGAGAGCCAUCUGGAGGUACAUUAGAAAAUUGUUUAUGCUUUAAGUUAACACCUCAGUGGAGCAUGAUUGAUAUCGUUUGUGAGUUGACUAGAAAUCCACUUAUCAAUUACGACCUCAGUUUUAUUUGUGAGGUUCCAGAAGCACAAUGUAGAUGGAUGCCAUAACAAGAUUGCCACCAUGGCACGGGAGAACAGUUUGACAUUGAAGCUGAUUUUCUAAAAUGUAUACUGCUUAAUAAUUAAUUAAUGUCCCAUUGCUUUUUUAUUCGCAUGUAUCUUGAGUUGUAAUUAUAAAAUUUAAAGGAUACUUUGCAUAGAAAAAAUGUAAUAUCAGACUUUCUAAAAAACUUUAAUAAAUAAAUUCAACAAUAAUAAUCAAAUCAGUUUAAAUCAUAAGAUUGAAUGAAGUAAAAAGUAUUUCUUAAGCCAAA